UUAAGCAGAACGGGGGGUUUUAGAGUUCAGACCGACUUUCUCCUCUCGCGUCACCGCAACGACAAUGGCCACAACUCCCGACCUCGAACCUACGAACUUGGAGCGAUAUGAAUCCAUGGACGAUUCAGAGGAGGACGAAGAAGAGCUCGGUGGUUGGGACGAGGACGAAGACGAAGACGAGGACGAAGAGUCCAGCUCGAGCUUCCUCUGCUUGUUCUGCGAGACCGUGUACGGCUCCUGCGCUUCCCUGUUCGAUCACUGCUCUUCGGCCCACCACUUCGAUUUCGAUGGCAUUAGGAAGGCCUUGGGGCUGGACUUCUACGGCUCGUUCAAGCUCGUCAACUAUGUCCGCUCGCAGGUGGCUAAAAACCGGUGUUGGAGCUGCGGGUCGGAAUGCACCUCGAAUCAAGAUUUGCUGAAUCAUUCACAUGAAGCAUAUUCUGUGGAAGAUGUUAAACUUCGUAUAGACGACGAUGAAUAUCUCAAACCCUUCCUUGAAGAGGAUCCACUCCUGUACAGCUUUGAUGAAGACGAAGUGGGAGAAGAUGACUCUUCUACGUUGGUCGACAAAGAGGAACUUGUGAAGGACUUGAGGGAACUUGCGAAGGACUGGAGGGAAAUUGAGGGUAUCUCCUCGAACUUUGAGUUGCCUGUUGACGAGGCUGCAUCUUCUUCUGAACCUACAAAGGGAGGCGGAUGUCGAGAUGUUGCAUCAACUUCCAACGGUAAAACAGAGACAGCUGGUUCUAUGAAUUCCUGUAACCCCCUGAGAGGGGCAACUUUUCUGCCGAAGGAAAUGGGAAGUGAUCUGAAAAUAAGAGCAGAAGUCAGAUCGUCCAAUGGUAAUUAUGAAAAUGGGAAAGAAGGAAAUUGGUUGAAAAGGCGUACUGCAAACGAUGUCAGGUCUGUGAACGAGAACUAUUUUGGGGCUUACAGUUCAUUUGGCAUCCACAGGGAGAUGAUCAGUGACAAGGUGAGAAUGGACGCGUAUAGCCAAGCUAUCCUGAGGAAUCCUUCUCUCGUGAGUGGUGCUGUUGUAAUGGAUGUAGGAUGUGGAACUGGUAUUCUAAGCUUAUUUGCUGCUCAAGCUGGGGCCUCAAAAGUGAUUGCAAUUGAAGCCAGUGAGAAGAUGGCUGGUGUAGCUACUCAGAUUGCAAAAGACAAUGGCCUCUGGCGGAGUGGGAGACCAGAUGGAUGUAAUGAUAGUUGCAAAGGUGUCGUGGAAGUUGUUCAUAGCAUGGUUGAAGAGCUUGAUAAAUCCAUACAAAUCCAACCUCAUUCUGUGGAUGUGCUAAUCAGUGAGUGGAUGGGAUAUUGCUUACUAUACGAGUCCAUGUUAAACUCAGUCCUAUAUGCACGGGAUCGAUGGCUGAAGCCAGGAGGUGCCAUACUCCCUGACACUGCAACUAUAUUUGCUGCAGGAUUUGGAAAAGGUGCGACGAGUAUUCCUUUUUGGGAAGAUGUCUACAGCUUCAAUAUGUCUUGCAUUGGCAAGGAAAUUGUUGAAGAUGCUGCUCGAUAUCCUAUAGUUGAUGUUGUGAAUGAUGCUGAUCUAGUCACUGAUGCAGUUCUUCUUCAGGCUUUUGACCUUGUUACAAUGAAGCCUGAUGAAGUGGAUUUUACAUCAAAUAUCGAGAUAGUACCAAAAUCGGCUGGUCUGGCAGACAAAGAUGGCAAACCAACCUGGUGCUAUGGCGUUGUUUUGUGGUUUGAGACUGGGUUUACCAGCAGGUUUUGCAAGGAUUUUCCAGCCGUAUUAUCCACUUCCCCAGCUACCCCUAAAACUCAUUGGGCGCAGACAAUCUUGACGUUUCGUGAACCUAUUGCAAUGUCAUCGACGAGGCCCUGUGCUGACAGGCUUGCUCCAGUUGGUACUGAUGCCUGUCCUGCCGAGAAAAUUCGCUUAAGAGUAAGCAUAGCACGUGCUCCCGAGCAUCGCAGCAUCGACAUAUCACUGGAGGCUGUUGGUAUUGACCUGGCUGGUAGGAAGAGAAGUUGGCCUGUGCAAAUAUUUAAUCUGUGUUAGGAAUUGAAUGUACCGAUGAUGUCCAUGAUUCAGGCCUUGUUCCCUCUUCUUUGAAGCCUGGAAGGCUUAAAAUUUUGUCUUUAUAGCAUGAAGCACUUAAUCAUUUUUGUUUUUCUGCUAAUUGCUUGAAAAGAGAGUUGUUUCUUGGAAA
Messenger RNA from Syzygium oleosum, 2177 nucleotides. Its product is annotated as probable protein arginine N-methyltransferase 3. The coding region runs from base 65 to 2026 and encodes 653 amino acids. The record is from RefSeq and is a predicted model, not a curated record. The transcript is spliced from 7 exons. NCBI's taxonomy places the organism in Eukaryota, Viridiplantae, Streptophyta, Magnoliopsida, Myrtales, Myrtaceae. Gene Ontology annotation, molecular function: protein-arginine N-methyltransferase activity. Gene Ontology annotation, biological process: peptidyl-arginine methylation.